GAUUGCUCUAUUUUUCCUACCCAACAGGUCCGUUGCCAAAACAAUUAUAUAAAGAUACUACUCUUUGACACUGUUCCGGGUCGUAUUUUUGCAUGUGGUACUUAUGCAACAAGAACAAGGUGUUGGAGAUUCCAGGUAAAUAGUUAAAAGAAUAUAAAUUAAUGUACAUGACAUACGUACACAAGUUGGAAGGACUUGCUACACAUGCAAGUGGACCAAUAUAUAAUAACUUUGUGUUCUAAGUAGAAAGAUGCAAUUUUCUUAAAUUUCCAAUAACUGACUUUUCAGAUUAAGUGCAGUAUAUUUCAUAUGAGAGAGACGUACAUAGCUGAGUUAAUUGUGAGUUUUACAGACCAUCUUUUUAGUGGUGAUUGAAAUUGCAGAAACUUCCAAUAGGGAUACAAGGUUUUGAUUCUUUUUAACUUUUUUUUUUGUAAUUUCAGAAAUGGGGAAUUUUUUUGGUCAUUGCUUAAUUUACAACAGUGAACUGUGCUUAUAAUACCAGAAAUGAUCGUGUCUGAGCAGCAAGAACUUGUGUACCUUAGUGCCAACUAUUUUUCAGUGGCACAGGAAAAUGGAAUUCAAAGUAAAUUGUUGUUUUUUGUUUUCGUAAGACGUUGAACACGGAUUUGAUGUUCAUUUUUCAUUUUGCUGUGUUAAUGAAAAACACAUUUGACAUUAAUUUUUCAUAUUGUUAUGUUGAUGAAGAACAGAUUUGAAUUUUCUUUUUUUUUCCAUUUUCCUACAUAUUAAUAAAAAAAGAUUCAAAUUUUUCUUCUUUUUCCCCAUAUGUACAUGUUAAUGAAAAACGAAUUUGAAUUUGUUUUUUCUUUUUCGUAUGGCACUAGAAAACGGAAUUAGAUGUUUUGGUUUCCCGUGUUACAGAAAAACAGAUUUAUAUUUUGUUUUUCGUUUUCCUAAGAAACAUGGAUUUUUUGAUCGGCCUGAGCUCAAACUGAAGUCAUUUAGACUAUCCCCAAAAUAGAGAAAAACAGCCCAUCACGAUUCAAUAGAUUACUGCGCAGUUGCUCUCCCUUGCGGCUGUUUGAUUUACAGGUUGUGGGCUUUGACAGCUGGAAGGUUUACUGAAAUUUUGAAAGGUUUUUAGCUGGGUGGGGGGUGGGAAGGGGUAAUGCAACAUAUGGGCUGUAUGCCAUUGUGGAGGGUAUGGCCAGUUUUCAAGCAGUUUAGUCUGGGAUACGGUGUAGAUAUCAGAGAGUUUCGGUCUAGCAUAAGGUAUCUUUUCCCAGAAAACUGAUCAACUGGUUGAAGACUUACUUAGUCUACACUAAGGAAACUAAGAAUUGAUGCUGACAAAAAAAAUGAGAUUGGCAAAUCUAAAUUUACCUGGAACUCAUUUGAAACUGUAAAGAAAGUGAUGCCCUCCGCAAUUUCUGGAAAAUAGCAAUUUAAAUCCAUUUUUCAUGUCCUACUCCUCUAAGAGAAUUUGAUUUCUUUGAGCCAAGAGGAAAUGCUAUUUUUGGGCAUUCUGGCAGAAUGUUUGUGUCUCUAUACCAAACUUCAAGGCUAUGUUUUUGGUGCUCUUUUUUAACAUAGCAAUUCAUUCAGGCCCCCUUUACAGCCAUUAUGAUUUUUUUCCAAGGAAAUUGAGAAUCAAAAAAACCUCCUUCCUUGUAUAUGUUUCAUGACGUAGACUUUAGAAUUAAGUACUGUAGUAUUCUUACAAAGAAAAGGUCAUUUGUACUAAGGGGCCGACCGUUUAACUCUUGAGGGGUAGGGGGUUGGGUGAUGUUGAAAAAAAUUUCCUGCAAGCGCUUGUCGGAAGAAAAAAAUUGAGUUCAGCACAAUGUAAUAGAAAGCUUAUGGGAAAAAAGGGAAAAAAGUAUCCUGCCCACCAGAUUGCUAGAAAAAAAAAAUUCUUGAUAACCAGAAAUCACCCCCCCACCCUUGUCCUCAAGAGUUAAAUGGUUGGCCCCUAAUUUGUAAACCUAUUAAGCAUACAAAGGAAGUUGUUUUACAAUCUUAUUUUAAUUUUUUUAUGUGAAUUUUCUUUGACAGGGUGCCAAUAACUUAAAUCCCAUGCCACCUGAUGGAAUUAACGGAAAAGGAAUAAGUCCAGUUAGUUAUGAUCAGAAUGUCACUGGUACCUUUACAGGUAAGAAUUUGUAAUGACUGUUCCCCUGGCAGCUUUUGUAAGUUUCUGCUAUAUAUCUUGAGUCCUUCAUCCUUUACCAUUCAGUGAAAACCAAAUUGUCAGAGUUGGAAUUAGAAGCAGAACGAUAAACUGACCAUUCAAUCACAAUGCUUGUUCCUAUUUUUUGUGAUUGGUUUAGUUCUUUUACUUUUGCUUACACUUAGAUCAUAUGUAAGCAAUGAACUCAGCAUAAGCAACGUAAGAACACUGUUUUCACCAUUUAUCAAAACACUUUGCACUUCUGAUUACAUUUGCAACACUGACUCCAUUGCUGGUGGAAACCAUCCUUAAGAGUUUUACUGGCAAAUUAAGUGUUUUAUAGCAGCCAAUAGUAAUUAUAAAUAAAAUAAAAGUAAAUUUCCAAUUUUGCCUGUUUAGAUGACCACCUGUUCACUGGAAUUAACUUACGUGGUGGCACGGAUAACUCAGUUAUUUACAGGACUACAGCAAAUGCAAGCACUGGUGUUUAUCUGACAUCUCUUGAAACGGUUUUGCAAGGUAUAAUUUGACUGGCAAUACUGUAAUUCUAUUGUUGCAAAUAAUUCACUGGCAAACAUUGUAUGCAAUGUAAAAUUAGUAUAAUAAAUUAUAAAAUUUAAUCCAGCAAAGAGGAGUUUUGCAAACAACGAGAGAAGAAGCCUUAACAAAGAAUUAAUUAUAAUUUUUUGUACUUUUACCUAAAAAAUGUAGGGUUGUUACAUUUUUUCUGUUUCUGCUCAGUUUACCUUCCUGCAGUCGGUUUUACAUAACAACCAAAAGACCAUCAUAAGCCUCACAGUUAUUUGUCAUUCCAUAUUUGGUUUACUAGCAGAUGUCUGAAAGAUAGCACUUCAAAGCCUGAAGAAAAGUUAAACUGAAGAAAUCCGAGAAAAUUUGAUUUGCUGAGUAAUCUACUUUGACAAGUUUUCAUUUUAGACCAACUAGCAACAACAUUGCAUAUUAGUCUGUCACGCAUUCUCGUUUUAUGUAUUUAAUGAGCUUAUUUUAAAACAUAUCGAGUUGAAUGAUAAAUCUCUUAUUGAAUGUUUAGUGUGUAGUAUCGUGGGAUAUUUUUACUCGUCUCCUGUAUUUUGUCUCGCCCUGCAGGCUCGCCAAAAUAUAGUCUGCUACACCGCCGUUUUUAGGGUCGUCACGCAACGCUCCUCCCGAGGAGCGUUGCGUGACGACGCUAAAAACGGCUGUGUAGCAGACUAGCCAAAAUACGGCGUGACUCAUAAAAAUAUCCCAUACUAAACUGUCCAAUAAGAUAUAUGUAUUUUCAGGGGCAGAACCAAUUUUCUUUGUGUUCAGUUGGAGUCAUAAAAUCACCAGAAAUAUACAUGUAUAUCAAAAGGAAUAGGGUUAAAGCACUGAAAAAGUAUGCGUGACGUUUGAGUUUGUCCUUUCUUUGUGACUGCACAAUAUUAUAUUGAUUUUGCUUUUUUUUUCUUAGAUGCCAACUUUGUGUCAUCAUUUCAUUACUCAGAUAACUUUGUGUACUUUUUUCUAAGAGAGACUGCAGUGGAAAUGAACAAGGUGAGUGUAUGAACCUGUGAUGUGAUUAUAUGGUGAACCGGACAGUGACCUUUGAAUUUGUACAUUAUUUUAAAAUUGAGAUGUUGCCGGUAAAAGACACGUUAUGUGGAUUCAAAAAUUGCAUAGCAAUGUUACACAGUGUCAACCAUUCUUGCCCUAGCAUUAAAUAUCGUAAGAAUAUUGUUUUUAUUGUCCUGUGCUACAUUUGUCUCUAAAUACCAUAAGUCAUUCACCUUGUCAAAACAGCAUAUAUAAUUCGUGGAACCCACGGAACCCCCUGUAGUGUACUUUUUAAAGCAGAAAAUAUGUACCUGAGUAGUCAUGGAGGGAUGAAAUUAAGCCCCCUUAGUGUCUUCCCCUCUCUUCCCUUUGAUUAAUAUGCAUAACUGUCUUCCUCCAUAGUAAUGAGGGUCUUCCUGCAUACUGUAACUGUCUUCCUCCAUACUAAUGAGGUUCUUCCUCCAUAUGUAAUGAGCGUGUCUCUGCUAUAAUAGGAACAACAGGUUUGCCCAGUCAGUAACUUGGGUCUGGUUUUGCGGACCGUCUAUUGGAAAAAAUGCGAAUAAGACAAGCGAUCACCUAGUAAUGCGAGAAACGGCUUGUGUCUUCUAUUUAGCGCUGAAAAAUCGGAUAUAUAAGCAAAAUACAUACACAAAGUGGUGAUGAAAAGUCUUUAUUUCAAUUUAGCUUAUGUCUUCUUAUUUAGCGCUAAAACUCGGAUAUAUUAACAAACACACACUCAUACACAAAGUGGAGCUGAAAACUCUUUAUUUCAAGUUUCUUUGACUAUUACAAAACCGUUUUCUCCUUUCUAUCUCAAGGAAAGGACUAACUAUUGAAGUCUUGAGCAGCGUUUCAUGCACCAUUAGUCAGUUAGUAUGGAGGAAGACACUGACUAUAAGGCACUUAAUUAGUAUGUAGAAAGACAGUUAUUAGUAUGUAGGGAGGCCCUCAUUAGUAUGGAGGAAGACAGUUAUGCAUAUUAAUCAAAGAGAAGACAAGGGAAGACACUAACAGGGCUUAAUUUCAUCCCUCUAUGACGUACUUACCUGAAUAUUAUCGUUUAAAGCCUCUCCAGGGUAUGCAGUAACCUGAGAUCAGGCCCAAUUUGAGCGGUUCUCAUACAUUCUCUCUAUCGGCUACCGCUGAAAUUGGGCCUGAUACAAACUAUUACAAGUUUGUGCUCGUAAUGCUCGUUACGGCCAGAUUUUGGCCGUAACGUUGAUUGGCUGUUAGAACAAUGCCACAAGAUCUGAUUGGUCGUCGGAAACGCCGGAAGUUGAAAGCGCUUAUUCCUCGCGUGGUUGUUUUCGUGAAUGAUCAGUCGUCGGUGGAGAGAAGGAUUGAUUUUGCUGUCGUUUUUAUUGUUUUAUGGUCUUAUGGUAGGAAAAUAUGCCUUAAUAUGUGCCAUGGAAAUUCAGAAAAUUCAUGUGGUUGUUCAUAUCUUCCUAGGAUUUGCUUUAUUUACGGAAAGUGAGUGCAUCGCGGAGUUGAAUCCCUCUGUAACAGGGCGGAUAAAGGAUGGGCGGUGAAACGAGCGCAUCCGAGCAAAAAGGUGUGAUGCAGUGGACUGGGACUCUGCUUAGAAAUGUCGCUUGUUUUCGACUUCGAUCAGGGCUUGUGAUGUGGUUUGUCCAUUAGAUACUGCCGCUGUGACUGAAUUAUGGCGGCUUGAUUUGUUUUCUUGCACUUCUUCCUCGUUUCUUUGUGCUGGUACGCUGUCUCCGAGAGGCAAAUGUUGCUAUUUUUGCGGGAGGUUUAAUUGGAGUAGAAAAACAUCUCUUUUAAAGGGUUUCUCUUAUUACUUCCAUGACUCUACCACUGAAUUAUAUUUUCGUUCUACUACUCGCCAAUGUCGCUGUUAUUCCAAAACAUAAAACAACUAAGUACUCUCUAAAACACGAACGAAAAUCCCAUCCAUGUCAUCCAUGGCAGAACUAAAAGACGGCAGAUCGUGUUUCAUGACUAGAUGACGUGUAUUUUAUAAAUGCGUGCAGCUCGUGCAAGGUGAAAUUAUGCUAAUUUCUGAUCACCAUCGUCCUUCUUUUUAAUUUUGAAAAAAACAUCUCAUACGUCUUUCUGUUUCUUCGAAACUUCAAAAUUAGUUUCCCCUCAGUUUUUACUGUUUACCUUGUUUUAUUUUAGAGAGAAAAACGGAGAAAAACCUCACAACUAACCUCAAUAAAUUUUGUUUACACGCGGUUGCCGGAUUUGCGAGGCAUUGCGCGAAUCGCCAUGGCGCUUUGCACCCGAGAAGCAAAGUUUGAAGCAGUACAACGCCACUAUAUCAAAAUAUAUCAAUCUAAUUUUUUGUUACGUUAUGUAAAAUUUAUCCCCCUUUAACAUAUGUAAAAAUUGAGGUUAAGAAGUGUUAAGCUUUUGCAAACGAAACGGCGAAAGACGAUUAGGUGAUAUUUGGUGAAAGGAGGAGGUAUUCAACACUUUAAAAUUAAACUCAAAUUUUGGCAUUACACGACCAAGAAGUUUGACUUAUAGGCAUACAGACACAAACAUAUGAAACUGUUUUAUUGAUGUUGUUAUGAAACGAAUUUAUCUAUUUAACAUUGUAGCCUGAAAUUACAGAAAGAAAAUAGGAUUUCCGGUUUGCAAAAAAGAAAAUUUCGCCGGCCUUCAAGCGCACCGGAAGCGCGGAAAGAGCGCUCGUGCCAGUCCUACUCCGCAUCACACAUUAAAUGAAGAGCGGAGCGCUCGUUUCACCGCCCAACAUUUAUCCGCCCUGCUCUAUAAGUUGUUGACCGCUAACAAGGUGCAUUUUGAUUAACAGAUAAAAGCUAUUUUUUUAAGUCAGCCAGUCUGCAUUUUUCCCACGCGUUAAAAAUUUGCAUACUAGAAAAACAAGCAACGGAAGUAAUUCUGAUUGGCUGAUUCGGCAAAUGUCAAUCAAUCAGAAAAGUGAGCGGCAGACAUUUCGUUAAAGGUUUGUAUCAGGCUCUCUUUUCGCUUCGCCUUGCCCGCCGGAAUGUAAUUUUCAAAGCGAAACGAAAAUAGAGCCUGAUCUCAUGUUAGGUAUGCAGAGGUAUCCGUAUCUCUGUUAUUGACACAAGAAUGGUCACUGGUUUUGACAAUAAUCGUCCGCGAUCAUUUUGGAAAGGAUGUGUCAGCCAUAUGCAGCAUAGUUCAAAUGCAUUUUUCGAAUCCUUGCAAAAAGUUUCGAAAAGAAAAGUGCAUCCUCUUACUGCAAGUAGCCAGCGUUACAAUUCAGUUCUUCCUUAACGUGUAGAGUGACCACUACUCAUCAGAGAGACAGGACUCAAAGCACAUAGAGUCUGUGGAAAACCCGCAUAUAAGAACCUAGUGAUUUAACAACCUACAGGCUGAAAUUUGGCAUUUAAAUACCCAAAAAUAUAUGGGAACCUGUUCAGCCUGGCAAAGAAAAAUAGGUUCUUAUACAAAAAAAUCACUCCAAUUUUGAUGGUCAAAAUUCUCUACUUAAUUGUGUGAGAAACUUCUGACAAAAGUUAUAUGUGUAUAUGUUUUCUUUGAUUUAUAUUUGUCUGGAUUUUCACUGGAAAUAUGUCUUCCAUUAUGUAUUAGAAGUACAAUAUUUCUGCCAAUGGUUACACUAUGACAACCUCUGAAAAGUAAAGUGUCGGGCGAGAGGCAAUGAAAGCGUAAAAAUAUCGAGAGCAUUCCUGAAUAUUGAAGCGAAAUGAGUCGGCGCUCACCUGGGAAAAAGGAAUCGCUGGACUCUUUGACAACCCGUGAAAUCAGUUUAACUCGAAGUUGUCGUAACCUCAGUGCUUUAAUAAAAUGAGAAAUUUCGCCGGUCUAUUGAAACCGGUCGUUUGUACAAUUUAGGGAGUUUAAGAUCCAACGACGCGGACGACAACUAGAACGUCAAAAAAACAAUAGGUUUAAUUAGCAAAACAACAACUUCGCACGUGCAACACACUUUUUUGUUCAUUUCUUUCCCGUUUUUGCACGACUACGACGUGAAAAUGCCUAAUUUCGCGUUUUAUGGAGGACGUAAAUAAGCAACGACGAAAUUUUAUUUCUCUUUCUGAGCUUGAAUAUGGUCCCUUGAAAUUCAGCUUUAGGAGGGUUCGCCUACAAUUGACAAAGUAAGUGGGUAGGAAUAAUCGCUAUAAAGACUGAAAAAAAUAAACAUCAAACCAGAAAUUGCUCUCUUCAAACUGUAAAUUAUAAAUGAUCCUGAGAGAAUAUUCAGUGUGUUAAGGAUUUCCCUGCUCUACUGUUAGCUCUAUACAAGAGAGGAAGGGCGAUUCUUUUUUAAUUUCGGUUUCGCUGAGACAGCUUUCGCAGAAAUCUCGCUGUAGUCGUUUUCGUCGACAAAAGGAAUAGCAAAAAAUCGCUCUCCGCGUCUUCCCCCAUUUUGUUCUGCGUCAUUUCAUGAAGGACGCGUGGCUCUCAGCGUGGGUCAUCCACGCGGAACACAUUCGCGCUAUGUGAUUGGCUGUUGUCUAAUCCCCCUUGACAUCUGUGGUGUUAAAAAUAACUCGAGACAAAUUACCUAUGGAAUAGGGUGUAUAUGGGGGAUGCUCUCUCUGUCCCCUUUAUAGUCUCUUGCUAGUGUAUGAAUAGACUUGAAAUGCUGUUGGUGAUGGCGUUUGGUUCCGAUGUUGUAUAUAUCCUAUCCAUCAUAUAUUAUGGCUCUUUUAAAAAACAAAUGGUAUUUUUUUUAUUUCUGUGGCUUAGCAGAAGAAGAAGAAAUAAAAAAAUUUCCAGUGACCGAGUUGGAGCACACACUCUUUCGCGAGCAACACGCCUCACGUGUUGCGACCUUAACCACCCAGUUAAGGUAACCAGCUUUGAAAAGCAAAUUGAGAAUAUUAAAAUUUUAUGUGUUAAGGUGGCUCGAUACAGUUUUUCAGGGUCAAUACCUUCCAAGUUUGAGCAUAAACUACGUCGCCAUAAACAAAGAUUUGGAAAAAUUGCCACCUCAGUUGUAUGAGAUAAAGAUGAAAAUUUGUUAUGAUCAAGGUUGCAGUGACAUCGGAGUUGUCAUAGCAACGAAAUGACGCUAUUACCUAUUUUACUUGCAGCAGUAUUUCUCGGCAUUGGGAACUGUGCUUCCACAAUCGUUUACGGGAGCUUUUUCCUCGCCGCGUCGAUGUUCGUGAAGUUUAAGCGAAAUCUCUAAGAGCGUUAUCUAGAUAUUUUGGGAUAAAGUUUUUAUGGUUAGAAAUACGGUAAAAAAUGGACAAUCUUGAUGUUCAGCUGUUAUCUGUAGAAAACGAAGCGCUUUUGACAUACAAUUUCACCUCAUAGAAGUUUCAAUCUUUAUAAAAACGUGUGUGAAAGACCGCGGAGAUAGCUCCAGCCGAUUGGUAGAAAGAAGGAUUUGAUUAGUAUGUAUCGAGGCCCUCUUGUUAGCGGUUUGUAAACAUUUUGGUCUACUUGGAACAAAUAAGCGAAUAAUUUGUAAACCGCUCGAUAGAUUUUUUUAAAAAUUUAAGAUUCUUGAGAUUGACAUUCCUUUAAUAUGACCUUAAAGUUUCAAGAUUAUUGAUAUAUUUUAAGGUAGUAAAAUAAGGGCUACAAUUCGCUAAUAUUUUGUCAGAAAUUUUGUGUUUACAAGUGAGAGCCUCUCAUUAUUCAGGGUAUUGUCUCCAACUUCCAUAUUUUUGUGUACAACAAUAGCUAGCGUUUUUGCAUGUUUCAAAUGCAUUGUUAUUUACUGCUGUUCACGUGAAAAUGAAACUUGGAGACAAUACCUUGAAUAUGACAAUAACAUCUUUUAAUGAGAGGCCUUUACUUGUAAUGACGAAUCUUCAGAUAAAAAAUUAACGAAUUUUCAUCUUUCUCUAAUAGAACUGUGGUGGCAAUUUUUCCAAAUCUUUGUUUAUGGCGGCAUUUAUGCUCAAACUUGGGAGGUAUUGACCCUGAAAAACUGUAUCGAGCCACUUUAACAUUAUGGAAGUCCUUUCGCGCAAAGCCGAUUUAACUACUGUUUGAAAAAGAAACACCUCUUGGACGAUUUAAAUUUCUAAUAGUGGUAAAAAGAAAUCUACGACGUGACUCGUGGAAACAUCUUUUAUACAAAAAAUGAAAGCACACUAAGAGAACUCGAGCUUCCGAAACAUCUUUUCUAACCCUUGUGUGAUGAGGUAUAAACCGCGGGUUUACAUCGUUUCCAUGAUAGUUUUGCAGAUUUAUGACUUGGAAUUAAAUUCCCUAAAGGUAAAGCUUGAUAAAAUACCAUUAUGUGUAUUUGGGAACAUCAGCUUUAAUAUGUCGGGCUACCUGCGGGUAGACUAGUGCCUAUACUAUGCUCGGUAUCUUGAUCAGUUUAAAACAGUGAGAAGAAAUCCAUACCCUGGAAACGGUUUUACGCUAUAUUCAGGAGCAUGUAUUUAUUUAUAAAGUUAUUUUUGUUUUAUUUAAGGUUCUCGUAGGUUCCGCAAAUUAUUGGUUUCAAUAUUUUGUUCAUUAUUCAUUUUGCAGGCAACAUUUUGUUAAAUCAAAUCGUGAAACUGUCUGAAUAGAUUGCCCAGUAGUAUUGAACUUGUUGAAAAAUGUUUAAAGUCAUUACAAUGAAAUUUUUAAAAUAAGAUGCCAGUUGUGUUUAGGGCAGAUCCUACUUACACAGUUGAACAGGCACUGAACAAACUGAUUUCGCUUUCACUUUUUGUCCAUCAUCCUUUCAACUUGCAUUAUAUACACUGAUAUUUUAAUAAGUACUUAUUUUCUUAGUGGCAUAAUUUUUUUCAUGACACCCCAGAGACUAUGUGCAGCUAGGUGAGCUUUUUUCGUUAGUUUUUAAACUACUUUUGUGUGAAUUGCUUCCUCUCACAGCAAAUAGUUUACUCAAGAGUUGCUAGAGUUUGUCAGGUUUGUAGCAAUAUCAGUACAUGGGUGUUUUUUUUUUAUUUUAAGGUGCAUUUGAAUGCAAUCAAUCUGGAUAUUGUAUGAAGUGAAGGCAUAACAUGUAAAACUGAAACACUCUAAUAAAAAUAUGUUUCACAUGAAAGGCAAUUCAAUGCCAAUCAGUUUCAUUUGAAUGGAGACACUAUUAUGAAAGGUUUCUUUCACAGACUCAACUAGGGUGAAACAAAUAAUGGUGAUAAAAUAAUAAGAAAGUUCUCUGAAUAUAUUUUUUGAAUGUGAAAUACUGACAGACAAGAAAAGUGACAAACUGAGAUGUUUUUAGUACAACACAUUCAACCAAAUCAGUUAAACAAAUUAGUGGCAACUGAUAGAUAUUGGAUAUUCUGUUAGACAAUUAUCAUAAAUAUUUAUUGAGUAAUGUUUUAAAAUACAGAGUCAAUAUUUAGGUCAGGAUAUAAUUAUUUUCUUUUGCUUUCUUUAAGAGAACGUACCGUUCGUUAAGUGUCUUUGCUUUGUUUCUCCAAAGCAAAGCAAACAUGGUAGAGUCAAACCCCAUUUAACGGACACCCGCUUAAUACGGACACCUUGUUAUUACAGACAGUUUGCUUUGUGCCUGUGGAAAGAAAGCCCUUACAUUUUCUCUAAUUUCAACCCACUUAAUAUGGACACCCGUUAAUGCGGACAAUGGACACUUGUUUCUUGGCCAAUGAACAGAUCAGUUUUCAUAGAAAGUUAACCUCGAAAAUGCGGACACUUCAGUAUCAACUGUAUUAUUAUAAGAAACCUUUUCGGCUUGAAGGUAAAAUUUCUUCAGUUGACAGCAUUUCGAUGUUCCCUACUAUUUUCAUGCAUCAAACUAGUUGUGGAUGUAUGCAGAGAACCGUUUUUCAGUGUUUCCUUCAGACCUGCUUAAUGCGGACACCCCGUUAAUAUGAACCCUUUGUAUGGCUCCUUCAGUGUCCGUAUUAACGGGAUUUGACUGUAACAAUAAAUACACAACUUUAUUUGCUGCCCCAGAGCAUCCCAGUGACGUCCCAAUAAUUGGCUUAAUUUGAAAAAAAUCACAAAGGUCCAAAAAUUACUUGCCCACUUUUUGCUGAAAACCUUUCAAUUACAUGCCCUAUUCUAAAUAUCUGUUUGACAUCUAACCCUAUCGUUUAUUUAAGAUAUUUCUAGUUUAACAACAUUUUAACGGUUUCCUUUGCAUUUCAGUAUGAUGAGGGUGGAGUGUUGGGCGUUCUUAAAAAUAAAUUUACAUCAUUUGUCAAAACUAGAGUAAGAUGCUUUCUUCCUGGAAACAUACCGUUUGAUUUUGAUGAGAUACGUAAGUUGUUUUGCUACUUAUGCAGAAUCUGUUGUGGUUCAAUUUUAUCCUUAGUUUAAUUUAUAUUUCCCUUAAUUUGUUUUAAACUCAUUUCCAUGCUUUACCAUAACCCAUAACAGAGGGAAAUAGGUUUUCAACAUAUCCAAGAUACUUUUUAUCAGAUAUUUAAUGUGUGUUUAAUGGAUGUAUCAUGCCUGUUCAGUAACAUUAACCCUGCAUUAUUGACACUAGAAUAACUUGAACGAAUUAGUUUUUCCCUCUGAAUACUGGUAAUAUAGUCAAUUAAUGUAAUAACAGUUUUCUGCAAAUAAACAGUAACAUUCUAAUUGAUUCAAUUUCCAAAUGACGUUUUGUUGGCACAUACACUUAAGACUGAGCUUCCACCAAUGUAUACAGCUUCUGUUAUUCAUUUUAAUUUACAGAAGCAGCUAUCAAGGCUACUGAUCCUAAAACAAAUGACGACUACAUUUACGGAAUCUUUACUACGCCAGAGUAAGAUUUUAUUUAUUUCACGUAAGUCAUCGAAAUUAUUCCGAGCUUCGGAUUUUCUGUGAGGCCUUCUUGGCAGAGGACUUCAUUCCUAAAUCAUCUUAAAUGCAAGCACGAUGAACCAAGGAAAAAACCUUCUUUACUGCUUCUUUAAAUCCCGAACACAGUUGAUUUCAUUCAAGAUAGUUUGAAAAUGGGCCUCUGAAGUCAGCAGUUUCUCCCUGUACAAAUUGACAGUUCUAAAAAAGUAUAAAAAUAAUAUGUAAAUAUUUUUACAAUAUGACGAUGUCUGCUGCUAAGGUAAUGAGUGAAAACGUCGAAUCUUUGUGACUUAAGUGGCCUGUUGUAAAUCAAUACAACUAGAGUCCUUUGUUUGUUAACUUCUUGAUAGCUAGUCAGUGGUGGAUAAUAUCAACCGCAUAAAGGAUUAACCAAGUGGUUACUGUGUGUUAUUUAGUCUAGUAGGGAUACCUAGCUCAGCUGUUUGCAGGUACAGCAUGAAGUCUCUUGUAAAGUUAUUUGAUGACAGCCAGUACUUGGAAGAUAAAUCUGAACGGCAGCGAGGUCCCCCGUGUUGGCAGCCAGUGUCUCCUGUCAACUUGUCAAAAGUUCCUGGUAGGCCAAAGGUGAGAUUGAGAUACCAAGUGACACUACAGUAAUUGAUAUAAUUUAGUUUUUCGCAACGUUUGGUUGUUUCUGAGUUUGUCUCAAGACAUUCUUGGUGUUGGUGCUGUGAUUAGUUAUACACUGAUAUGUAUUCUAGAUUUGUCUAAAUUAUGAUUCAGGGUAGUCAUCGUCUUUUCCAGGGUUGUCUCUGUCAGUAAAAGUGAAGUCUAACAAGCUAAUAACAAACAGAUUAAAAUUUCUUUGUUUUCCGUUAAAUCGAGCUCUGGCAUAGAAUAAAGGGAUGGAAUAAAGCGGUUCAUGAUAUUUUCAAGCUAUUGUGCUAUACUAUUCUCUAUGGUAAAGACCUGAUCCAAACAAAAGAGUUGUCUUUUUUUGGUCACAAUUCAGUCAAUAAAAGCUGACAUUUGUUUUUCUAAGAUGGCUAUUUAUGGGUCAUUUGACAUUCUUUAUUUUUUUUAAUGUGUUUUUUUUCCCGUAAAAUAUGUAACUCCACCCACCCAAAAUAAAUUACUGUGAAACCGCCUCCUUACGGCCACCUCGGUAAUACGAUCACCUCGUUAUUACGGCCGCUUUUUUUGGCACGGCAAAACGGCCAUAUAUUUUCUUGUAAAAAAACCCUCGUUAAUACGGUAACCCGUUAGUACGGCGAACGGCCACAUUUUAAAAUUCCAAACAGUGGAACCUUUUACAAUUUCACCCCGUUAAUACGGCCACUCGUCAGAAAUCUCAGUCCUUAAGUCAUGAAAUUUGACCCUGCCCCGGUAAUACGGCCAAAUUUUUUUGGCCCAUUGGUGACCGUAUUAACGGGAUUCCACUGUAGCAAUAAUUAUUGAAUGUGGCUGAUGACCUGAAGAAUUAUGGAGAUAGAGGAGGGUGUUAUCGGCUUCGGCGGAUAAUCCGAGAUCUGUAUAAUUCUUCAGACCAUAUGCAAGCCAAAUCCAAUAAUUGUUUUAUUAUUUAUUCAAAAUAGUUCCUAGUUCAAAAUAAUACCUAAAACAUGCUUACCUCGAGCUAUGUUAAGUUCCUCUCUUUCUUUGUUUGCCUGUUCCUCGAUAAUUUCAGGGUACGGUCCAAAGGGUUGUUUAGUCUAGCAGAUAUUAUUCAAAUAGCAGAUGCCAUCCAUCAACUUGACAGCAGUUUUCCUAUGUUUUUAGGCAGUUGUUCGGCUGUUUCUUCGAAUAACGUGUGACUGAAAUGUUCCGCCAUUUUCUACUGCUCUACCAACUUGCUGUAACAGUCCUCAUUCUGAAUGACUUUAUGCUGCCAGACGUCACGUGAACUCUACAUGUGAUUUACUUGGCUUGAAUUUACCACCAUGUACACUGUGGCCUGAAAAUCCAGAUAAUUCUCUGAGCCAAAAAUACGUCUGUUGUAACUGACGAGCCCCACCAUUCUCCGCUACAAGUUAUUGAAGUAAUGUAAACAAUGUGAAUCCUGCUGCAAAGAAUAGUUAUUAUGGUGCUAAUGAUGCUUAAUCUAUUUGUUGUAGUGUGAUAAAAACCUUGACACCAAAAGUUACUCGUUGGACAGCAUUGUUUUUGCUGAACUUCAUCCUCUGCUUGCUGAAACACUGACGUCAAGCCGCCAGACCCCUCUAUUUACUAGAGCUCAAACAAGGUACUCACUGAAAAUACAAAAACAAGAAAACUGUACUUUGUGUUCUGUAUGUGCCGAUGUACUGUAGCGUUGUGGGAAUGUUUCCUUUUUGUGGUGAAAUUAAUUUCUGUUGAUUGCAGAUUUACUGGAAUUGUAGUGGAUUACGUUAAGGGCGGAAGUGGAGCUGUUAUUCCUGUCAUGUUUGUUGCUACAGGUAACCUGUAUAUUGAACAAUAUUAUUGGCCGAUCAAGGGGAAUGUUAUGACAGCCUCUGAAACGAAAACCAACGAAUGUUGAAUUCAGUUCAAUACAGUUGACCCCCAAUGACUCGAACCUCGCGUUAACUCAAAUCCUGGAUUUCCUUCAUACAUUUACUGUUACUUUAUUCUCGGUAACUCGAACCUUCCGCUAACUCGAAGUAAUUGUUGUUUCCCUUCAGAUCGUUUGUAUAUAACUUUACCCUCGAUAACUCGAACCAUGUUUUAACCGCGUGACGAAUUUGAAAACAAAAACAUUCCGUAAUACCGAUUUUUUUUUAAGGCAACCGUGUAAAUUCUUUGUCUUUACUUUUAUGUCAUUCCAGUUCAAAUUCAGUGUCCAUCCCUGUACACUAAUCAAGCUUUGUUGGUCAAUUCCUUUUCCAAAAUAUCAAUUUAUAUCUCUUGCUGCCCUUGAAGAGAAGUGCACAUGUUACUUGUGUUCCCUCUCCAUCCAUUUGCUUAUUUCCUUACUUUAGGUUAAUUGCCCCGAACUCCCGAUAACUCGAAUUUUUUCGAUUUCCCUAGAAGGUUCGAGUUAUCGAGAGUCGACUGUAAUUGUUUUAUUACUCAUUCAAGAAAAUUUUUUAGUUCUUGAAAAGCUUACCUUCUCGAAGGUUUUGUUCAAAAUUUUGGCAUACCGUUUCUUGGCAUGGUUUCAAGAGAGAUGUUUUUCUUUUUUAAAGAUAGUUCGCCUUAAGAAAAAAAAUAAUUUCACGAGUAUACCAUUUGAUUACCUAUUAAUAUCAUGGGUGACGACUUACGUUAGCAAUCUUGGAUUUUUGUCAUGUUUAUCCUGGGUCGUAUCGAUCGAGAACUCCUCUCUCUCAAAUUUUUCGACCUUAAAUUUGGCUUAUAAAGUUCAGAAUUUUUCGGCAAAAUACCUGUUAGAAACCUUCUUGAUGUUCUCUUGUGUAUUCAGGUUUUCUAAGCGUCUUUUUGUGCCCUGACAUCUUCAUUCACGGCAUUUUAAAACUUCAGCUGAAACUUCGUCGCCAUCUUGACACUGAGACGUACGGAAGGUUGCCAUGACAAUUUUGUAAUUUCACAUGUGAAAUUACAACUUAACGCUGAAAUUUCGCGCCAAAAUUAAGGAGUUAUUCGUCACUUAUGAUAUUAGGAGUAUUAUGGGAUGCCCAGGGGGCAUGAGCAUGAUCUCAUAUACUUGCAUCAGUAUCUACGCGCGCUUUUCGGGCCAAUUUUUCUUUAAGUUUUCCUAGAAAAAGAUUGUAAUGAGAAAAAAAGAUCCUUGUUCCGUCUUUGUAUGUAACAACGAUCGCCUUUUUCCCGAGAAAUAUAUACAGUGAAGUUCUCUUUUUGCCCGAAAAGCACGCGUAAAUCCUGAGCGACUGCCCCCUGGGCAUCCCAUUCUUCGGAUACCCGGAGAGCAAUUUUUUUUUUAAGUCCACUAUUGUCCAAGCAGCCUCUUUUGGGGGCAAAUUUACCAUCGAUCAACCUUGUUUCCAAUCAAAUAUACCAUCGAAUCGAUGGUAUGUUGCUCGCACCUUCCAAAUAUGGUAAGCGCCAGUUGGUUAUGAAAAAUAGACCUUAUUCACGAUACCCGCCAACUAUGCACGCCCUUUAUGAAUGAUGGGAGAAAAGCAAUGUCACGUGGUAUUUCAGGGGGCAAACAAAAAAUAAAAUUUGCCAAUUCGAGAAAUCACGGUCAGCUUUGUUUAUUCUCUCAAAACGAAACGACUAUUUAAUGGUCCUGCAAAAUGUACGGCGCUAUUUCAGUGUAGUGGCAUUGACCAUCAUAGGAAUGGCAGCAGUAUAUUUUCACGGUAGCUGUGACUUAUAAGCUCGCCAAGAAAACUUUCCAAGUAGACCAGUUGUCGCGUAUAAUGUGGUAACAUUGAUUGCUGCUGUUAUGGCGUACUGUUGAUUUGUGAUAGUCGUUAGCAGCCUUUAGGGGUCGCUGCUUUGAAUGGUUUCUCAAAAACUGGGAACUUCUGAGACUGCAAUUUAAUGGGAUAAAGUUUGUGUCCGUUACUUUCGGUGGGUCAUUCUUUCAGGUCUUUAUAACUAGUAAUAACCAAAGGUUACGGAGUGCUAGCGACAACGAUCGAACUGGUCAAGACGCUUUUGCUCCAACGCUGCGCUUUGCGUAAGUUUCACGUGACAGAUGGUCAAAACACGCGUGAUCAGAUUACGAGUGAUAGAAGGUCCAAACGCGCCUGAUCAUAUUGCAUUCUGUGCAUUCCAUUCAUCCUUAAUGGAAGUCCAAACGAAUGCUGACUACAUGCAUUCGACGCAUGCGAAAUAACUACCUGGAGAUAAGGAUUACGGGCUCCUCAUGUCACCCGCAAUACAAUUUAUAGUGUAAAUAGAAUAGUCCGGCAGUUUUCACUUAUAGUGUGUUAGGUUUUUCUGAGAGAAAUGACUUACUUUGUAGAUAUGGUAAACUGAUUUAAUUUUAAAAUUUGUACACUUACACACGUAAUUUUGCUUUUCUUUAGAUAAUGGGACUGUCUUCAAAGUAUUUAACAACGUAUCCGGUGAUUAUAAUCCAGUGAUUUUGGAACAGAUCCAAGUUUUUGAGGUUUGUUUCGUAGACUUCUAGGAGGAAAAAAGACCAGUGCUUUAUUGAAUAGAAGCCCUCUAGCAGUUUGUUUAGGUCGGCAGGUUCGUAACCAUCAGUUUGCGCGGAAAAUGCGCCCCCUUUACUUCUUGUUCUUCCUCUUGUUUUCGUUUUUGAAAAUUUUUUUCAAUUCCUCUGUGGUAUUUUCUAUCACGGGACAGAAAAUCGGCUUUGUAGACCGGCCAUUUUUCCACUCGCAAUUUUCAAGGUAUACGCUAGCACAUUGCAGUACCUAAUGGGCCAUUUCCGAGUUCCCCCGAGCCUCUGUAUCAAAACAAGGUUAAGUGCUCAGUCUGUGAUAUGGAAAUAAUUUUUCAUUCGAUUUGAUUCUCAUGCAAAUAAAACUCAUUUUCAUAAGAAAGGUUUUGCACUUGCCCUCAUUUUGAAAGUGGGGGGUUUUGAAACUCGCAAGUAGCCUAUUGGUUCUUAUUUCUAUUGUUUAUUAACCAAUCACAGUGUUCCAGUCUUUGAGAUAUGUCAAUUUAUUUCCCUGUUUUGCAUUAUAUUUCCUCCUUUUUGCACUGCGUUUACUAUUUACUAUAUUGGAUUGCUCUCAUGCAAUAAGAUUAAUAUUCAGUAAAUUUUUAAAUCCAAGGCAGUAAAAUACUUUUAAAUACUUGCUUCAUUUGUUGGUCAUACUGGCUUGUUAACUGGGGUGCGUAGCACGCCUAGUUUAUAAAAUGGGAAGAUAAUUGUGGAAAAAAUGAAACCGAUCAAUUAAAAUCCCAGUAACCCAGAGGGCGUUGCGUGAUCCAUAAAGCAUAUUUGUCCAUCUUCACAGUCUGUUUUUUCGGUCUUUAAUGCAAGCAACACACGCCUUUUGGCGGUCUAAUUUUCGGAUAAGGAUAAAGAAGACUCGUCCGACGAAAACCGGAACUUUGAGAAUUUCGCACACAAGUUCAUCUCAUAGUCUCAUUGGCGAGGGGGUAAAUAAGCGGCGAAGCUUCGAGAACGCAAAGCUUCACCGUACCGGGAGCUUCAAAUACCAACUUGAGAGAAAACGAAUACUGAGCAAGUUACUUGCUAGUACAAGGUUUCGUGACUUAGCAUCCUAGAGCUUGCAGUUCUCAAUGCGGCCCAGAAUUUUGCUUUUGUUUGUAUCUGUAUCAUUAAAUUUGUGCGUGAUGGAGUGUUAUGCUUCUCCUAAUUUCUGUGUUUCUACCUAUUCAACAACUGAACAAGCACGAUUGAUGUUAGCAUUAGCGAAUUUGGAUAGACUUUGAAGUUCACAGCUCGCUUUAACACCUUUUGAUGGUGUUGGGUUUUAUAGUGGGUUGUUUUCUCUUAGAAGCUGUUCGCUGUCUCUUAUGGUAAACGUAUCGUUUUCAUGCAGUACAAUAAUUCUAGGUUGUCGGAAAGGGUUUCCGACAAAUAGUCAGUCUCGAUAUGGUUGUCUAAAGAUCUUUAAGCCACAGAUUUGUCCUUCUAUGUCACGGGGUGGUCGGCAACAAGGUUAAAUACGGCAGCCCAGUUUAACUCGCUUUGAGUAUCUUCUUAUCAGUUCCUUUUAAUUUGCAGAAACCAGAUCCUAUCUAUACAAUAAAAUUGUUUGAGGUGAGUUAAUCGUUACAAUUAAAAAAAAAAUUGUGAUUGUGUAAAUGUGUAAUGCAGGAUAUCCAUAUAGUAUUUUCUUGAGCUCUUGUAAACUUCUUGUUAGGACGUGCUUACUACGGUAGCAUACGUACUGCUUUGUUUUCUUGUGACGGGUGAACCUCUACUCUGGGUACAACUACAAAGUGCAGAUAUCCCACUUAUAGAACACGGGCCAGUUUUUUUCUACCCUGCGAGCAAGCUCUCCUAUUUGGGCGAGCCUCGCGAGAACGCGCGAGCGAGGGGCCGCUUGCGGCUUCGCCGCUCGCUCGCACGUUCUCGCGAGACUCGCUUCGCUCGCCCAAAUAGGAGAGCUUGCUCGCAGGCUAGUUUUUUUGCUAACUGAACACGACAACAAAAGCGUUUUGGGGAAUACUGUAUGGCCAUUGUUAUAAGCAAACAUCAAAAACAGAAUGUACAGCUCCAGUGGUAAAAGUGGACCUUUUAUUUGACGUCCUUGUUACUUUAAAAUUUAAAAUUUUAAAAUUGUGUGAAUACAACACACCGUUUCAUCAUUACAAUGUAUACUCUGAGUCUGUUUUGUGUUAAACAUUUAGGCAGUUACUUGUACAGUUAAUGGUUACGAAAUAUUUUGACCGUAGGAUUAUGAAAUAAAAUAUAAACUUGUUGUUUAAGUGAAAUUAUGGCCGCUAGACAAGGUAGAGCUACUGCCGGAAAAAUAGUUUAUUUGCAGUUUCAGACUGUGGUCUGUGUGUUGUUACCCGUCUGAAACUAGUUAUUCCUUUGCAAAAUAAAUGAUAUCGCCUUGUUUCACUCAGUGUAGUAUCCGUAUUUCCACUGCAAUGAUGUUUGUUUUGUCAUCAGGGUGCUGUGUACAUUGGCAGCAGCUCUCAUGUUGUAAAGGUUCCUGUGGAACAUUGCAAUAGAUACCUCAGCUGCAGGUAAGUUCUUUGUUAAAACGUUAACUUAUUGUGCGGUCAAAUCCGGAGCCUUUGCUGUCCACUAACUGCUCGUGACAUCAUCACGCUUCUCGUACUAAAAAAGAUUACGUGUUCAUUAUUAAAUCAUGGGGACGGAGAUAUAUUCAACAUUUGCCGUUAGAAGGGCACCUCUUAACCUGGGUUUGAGAUUAACGCUAAACAAAGUUAAUUUAACUGGCAUUCAUAGUAGAUCUAUUGGACAUGUAAGAGUCAUAGAGCGACCAUUGAAAAACCUUUUUACUGUGAGCCCUUGGGAACACUGACCUGUCACCAUAGUGCUCAACAAAAUCUUGUUCUAUAUGAUCAGUUUGAAGGUGAAUGUCUAAAGGAUAGUUAAACUUUCAAGGUCAAGUUGUUUUAACUGGAAAUUUUCCUCUUUGCGUUUGUUAGGAAAAACACGUCGGUUUGUUGCAGUAUACCCGUCAACUAUGAGUUAAGAUUGUUAAUUUUAUUUUGCUAGGACUUGUGUUUCCAGUUUGGAUCCUUACUGUGGUUGGAAUAACAACAAAUGUACAACAUUUGAAGAAAAGGAGGGGAGGUAUGCGGUGAUUUGAUAAAUGGAAAUUUUGCACUUACGUACCUCUACAGAGACAAACAAAAAUUCGCAAAUAAACGACUCUGUGUAGAUACGGAGUCGAACUUCGCAAUUAAUUAAUUGCGAGUUUUUUUCUUACUUACAUAUACGAAGCAAAAUUUUGCAAUUAGUUAAUUGCGAAGUUUUACUCUAAAUACAUAUUAAUUACACUGAUACAAAUCUCGCACUUAACCAUUUUUUGUUAACUGCGAAAUUUGUCUCUGUUUAUAUCAAAGAAAAAAUCUGGCACUUAACCAUUUUUCCUUAACUGCAAAAUUUCUCUCUGUUUAUACUGAGAAACACAAAUCUCGCACUCAACUAUUUUUCGUUAACUGCGAAAUUUCUCUCGGCUGAUAUAUGAAAGAAGCAAAACUCUCACACUUGACAAUUUUUCGUUAACAGCGAAAUUUCUGUCCGUUUCUACUAAAAAACUCAAAUCUCGCACUUAACCAUUUUCGUUAACUGCGAAAUUUCUCCAUGAAAGAACACAAAUCUCGCAGUUAACCAGUUUUCACUAACUGCGAAAUUUCUCUCUGUUUAUAUGAAGGAAAAGAAACCUCGCAGUUAACCAUAUUCGUUAACUGCGAAAUGUCUCUCUGUUUAUAUGAAGGAACACAAAUCUCGCAGUUAACCAUUUUCGUUAACUGAGAAAUGUCUCUCUGUUUACGUGAAGUUAUCCAUUUUUCGUUAACUGCUAGAUUUCUCUCUGUUUAUGUGAAGAAGACAAAUCUCGCAGUUAACAAUUUUUCAUUAACUGCGAAAUUCGAUCUGCAGAAUUCUUCAUAUCCUACUCAGCCUCAUUCAAUAAUUGCUAAUUAUCAAAACUAGAUCUUAAAACAAAAAAGUACAUCUCCUGGUUAAGUUAGUCGUUUCUUUUUAAAUAUUUUGCACAGAAUAAAUUAUAGAAUGCACUUCUACUUCAAGAAAAUAUGGCAUCACUACUGUAGAACCAUCGUUUUCGUUACAAGAAAUAUUUUUUUAUUGACAGAUAUCCAGGUACCUGUGAAUAAUUCUUGCUAAAGUUGUUGAGCAAUUUUUUUAUUUGUGAAUGGUUAAUACGUCAAAUUGAAGAAUAUUUUGGACCAUCAGAGUUUCCAAUUUAUGAUUAGGAAAUGUUUAUCAGAUAUUUCUCUGUGAGUUUGAAGUUGCUGACCUUUUUUUGUAAUAAAUCUUCAAAUUGUUCACCUAGGUUGAAAUGAAUAGUAGCGUACAUCCAAUGCGAAAGUGGCCACUAGUUUAAUAUUCUUUCGUUCAUAUUAAUAAAAUCACCCUGAGUAACCUCUUUUAAAAUAAUACAUUCUUUGGAAUUUUUAUCUUGAUAACAUCGUUAGCAAGGCUCUUUUUAAUGUAAACAAAGAAUAUUUAAAUUGGUGGCCAUUUUUGCAUUGGGUGUCAGGCCGUUGGGAGGAUCUAUUUCAUUUUUGGACUUUUUCAUCAGCCUUUUUUCUUUUUUUCAUGACACUUCAUUAAGUUGUUAAGUUAAAUUUAAUUUUUUUUCUGGAAUUGUUCCUGUUAAUUGAGGGUGCGUUUGUCUCAUCGCAUGAAAUAAGAAUACCCCAAAGUUCUUGCAACUCUCAUUUGCUAGUGGUUUUUGGAACACUGGAAUGCUGAUAGUAUCUUAAUAUUUCGAUAGUAGAUUUCGAUAAGCUACUUUGCACAGAAUGCAAAAACAAAAUAUUCAUUUAGUGAAUUCUAGGGAUUAUGCCUUCUAUUCUGAUUCUGGAAUAGGCACCCUGAAUUGAAAAGUAUCAUGAGGUUCUAUUUCAAUUAGGACAACAGCUAUUUUUUUCACAAUAACAUUGUAGAAGACAAUCAUGGGUAACAGCAUUGCAAGCUGGUACCGUUUCAGUUGCCAUGGCAAUUUGAAAAAUAUUUAAUAGGCAACCAAUAUAACAUCAAAAGUUCCCAAUUUGGCAACCUGUGUUUGGUGAUCGAAUGUAAAGAAGGCUUAGUUAUAACCAUCAAUUAAUCUCUGCUUAUGCACUCUGGAGACCUGAGGAUGGUCUUCAAACUCAGUCUUCUCAUUAUAGCUUGGUUUUUGACACCUGUAAGAAGCAUAUUCUUGGCACUUUUAGGGAUGAUAUCCGUAAUCAGAGGUGCUUGAAGAAAGGAUGAGUAGAGCCCCCUCUCCACAACUUUAAAGAUUAAAGUAACAGGGCGUUGUUUUGCCCCAGACUCAAAUGAUAAAAAGAUGUUGUGAGUACGGCAACGUAAGAAGCAUAUUCUUGGCACUUUUAGGGAUGAUAUCCGUAAUCAGAGGUGCUUGAAGAAAGGAUGAGUAGACCCCCCUCUCAACAACUUUAAAGAUUAAAGUAACAGGGCGUUGUUUUGCUCCAGACUCAAAUGAUAAAACGAUGUUGUGAGUAGGGCAACGUCCCGAAUUUGUGGAGUUAAAUAAACUUUGCUUCGGUGAUUCUCUUUUUUCCCUAUUUUUUUAACGCUUCUAUGGGCUCAUUUAAAGAUGCUAUCGUAAUAUAUGAAUUUUUUCUUCCAUUGACACGCACGAUUACCAAACGUACCAGAAUGUUUGUACUGCGGGUGAAAAGUAAAUUGUUUUUCAUUCAAUCUAAAAAAAUGGGUCAAUUCAUAAAAGUAGAAAGUGACUAAGCUGGGAUCGCGAAAAUUACAUAUUUGCCCAAAAGUGACAAUGAGGUAUACAGUUAGCCACAGAAUAGACUAUAAUGGGGGUAGGGGCUCUGAGAGGCCAGCGGCACAUACCCAGCAAAAAUAAACCCAAGUACAUGGGCCCCCGGGGGUUAACUGCGAGAUUUUUGUUUCUUCACAUAAACAGAGAGACAUUUCGCAGUUAACGAAAAUGGUUAACUGCGAGAUUUCUGUUCCUUCACAUAAACAGAGAGACAUGUCGCAGUUAAUGAUAUGUGGUUAACUGCGAGAUUUGUGUUUCUUCAUUGUAACAGAGAGAAAUUUUGCAGUUAACGAAAAAUGGUGAAGUGCGAGAUUUUUAUUCCUCUAUAUAAACAGAGAGACAUUUCGCAGUUAAUGAAAAAAUGGUUAAGUGCGUGCUGCUUGCAACUUCAAAAAUAAUGCUCAGGAGACAUAUUUGUUUGUCUUGGAUCUCUGUUUUUGUCAUUUACCUGCAAUUUCUUUGGUUACUUUACGUUCCAUAGCGAUUGAGGGCGAGUAAUUGGCAAAAUUAAACAAAAUAACUGGACUGCCGUGACACAGCCCCUUUAAACCAACAGAAAUUUCGCAGCGCAAAAAUGGUCAACUGCGAGAUUUGCGUCAGUAUAUUGCAGGAUAUUCUCUGAUUGAGUAGCCAAUCAGAGCUUGGAAAAACACUAUCCACUGUUUUAGUAUACAUUUAUUUCAAUUAUGGUUAUAAUGUGCCCGCAACGAGCCUAGAAACGUAGAAAGCAAACGCUGCUGACGCUUCUAUGCUAUGUCAGCAGAACGUUAAGACAAUGUAUUUCAAAACACUGAAUCCUAGGCUUUUUAAUUUAAGACAGUGACUUGAGGUUAGGUUUUUCUCUGUGGUAAUAUGCAAAUGCUGCAAAUUUUCAACUAGUUUGCUUGGUUCCGUGCACGUGGGAAUUUUGAUGGAGUCAAAAAAAUAUCAAGUAAAAUUCAAGGCGUUUGUUGAACAACAAUAAGUAACUUAACAUUACGUGUUUAUCUAUUUUUAAGGCAAUUUUUUUAAAACUGAAUAAAAAAAGAAGAAUAGCGUUGAUUUGAUUUAUUGAAAUAACCAGCAUUCUGGCCCAUGCAAAAACGCAGCUUAAUCAGGCGGGCCUAUUCAUUUAAUGUUGUUAAAAGAAAUAAUUUGUAAUAAGUAAUUUUUUACUAUGAGAUUUUAAAAAUGAAAAUUUUCAGCUCGUUCAUGCUUAAGAAUUUUAGCAGCCACUGGACUUGAAAGCUCUCUUAAACGCCUUUUCACAAAUGGUCACCAUUAUUUCAAUGAACGUGAACAAGAUUAAACUUCCCGCUACAAAAGGGUUUACCAUAGUGCACUAAGGCUUUGAAACAUGGUUCACGGGAGCAACCUGAAUUGAAACAGGUGUAUACUAAAUAUAUACAGUAUAUGCACAGUAUGCAAUGAAAUACCAGGUGAGCUUUCGCGCGAAAACAUUAUAUCUUCACACGUGAAAAUAAUGUGAAAAGAUCACCGUUGCUAUGGCUACAUAAUAAAUCGCGCCUUUUAGCAGGGAAAAAACUGUUUAAGUGAAAUGGUUUGGUAUUUCAUUAGUGUUUAUAUAAUAAACGAAUAGAACAUUAAAUGGCCCUAUCUCUAAGCGACCAUGUGAUAUCCUCUAUAUCUACACUGGCAAGUUAAAAAAAGGAGAAAAGAAAAAUCUCGCGCGUGUUCUUUCUUGAGUAUUUCUCUUCUCUGUGUAGGUUUUUUUUACUGCAGUUGUUGUUGUUGGAACUGAGCUUUGUAAACGUACUGAUAUCUGUAAAUAGAUCUAAUUAGUAGGGUUUUCUUAUUAAAAGCCGAGGCUUUCGUUGAGUAAUCGUGCACGGUGUGGCUGAUGGAUUUUUUGUUGGUGAAUAGACACAAACCUUCCUCCAUCUGUUGAGUGUUUAUCUUUAAAUGAGAUGAUAAAAAUGAAUGGCGUUGUAGAUGUGAAAAGAAAUACAGCGGCCAGUGAUGCUCUGAACUUACCUAAAGCGCCCAACAGUAUUGGAACCGCCAUUCUUUCUCUUUUUUGACUAUAAUUUUGAGGAUUCCUUUUUUGAUAUGAGGCUUUUUUGACUUGCGAUUUUGGGGGUCGUAUGUAUAGAGGGCUUUAUUACAGGAGGUUUACAGUAGUUAGUGUUGUUUUCCUUAUGGCCUGACAGCGUUUGAUUUUCCUUUGAACAGUUACUGGGCACAAGACAUUGUUCAAGGAAACUUUUCAAAAGUCUGUCUUGAAGGUAUACUAUCCUUUGCUUAUGUUAGCUAGUUUGUGUGUGUCUGACCGAAGCAAACCAAUGGACAAACACAAGAAACACUUUCAUUAUUAUCACUCAAAAUAUGUAACAGUUUCCUCACAGUUAGCGUAACUGUCUUAUAGAUGCCGCGUACAGAGGAGUGAGUAUAAUUUAUUGAAAGUAAUGGUACCACUUUUAGAGGUGAACCAUUAAUAAGGUUGCUUUUGUUCUUUUUCUUAUUAAGAGCCUCCAACAUGCUCAGUGAUAGUUACUCGUGAACAAGUAGGAGGGAUUACGAGCCUUAGCUGUCAAGGAGAACGUGGUGUACCACUUCCUACGAUAACUAAGUGGACAAAAGAUUCUGAACUUGUAACUGGUCGUUCAUAUUACAACGUCUUGCCAGGGAGAAGUUCUGAUCAAGGACAGCUGGAAAUAAGUAACUUCGGAAUAAGUCACGUUGGGGUUUAUCAGUGUUUUGUUGCUAAUAAGAUGGGCACUUCUUCUUGUGCUAUAAAUAUCAGAGGUAAGUAAAAGGCUGCAAUGUGCUACGGUAGAAGAAGUAAGGACUACUCAAAUAGUUUGGAACUCAUUAGAUAACAAAGAUCCAAAAUAAUUAUGAAUAACGUGAUAGGUUACCCCAGGCCAAACUAUCAUGGUUUGGUCUCCAGAGCAUUCUGUCCUUUCACACUAUACUCUUUUGUUUUGUGUCCAGUGAAAUCCAUAAUUUUCUUAUCAGUUGAAGGAUAGUAUUUUUGAGAACUGUCUUCUUUGCUGCUUCUAGGAAUUUUGCCAGUUAUCGCAUCUGCCCUCAUUAAAGUCAAUCAGACAUCGUUAUUUGUGUGUAAUGCGACUGGUCUGCCAACUCCGCGUGUUUCUAUCUACAAACUGAUUGGAGAAACCAAGUACGUAAUAAACGCACAUCAAACUCAAAUCGGCGCAGACUCGGGUCAGCGAUCAUACUUUUGUGUAGCAGAGAAUGAGUUUGGCUCAUCAUUUGGUGAGACCGUCCAUAUAGAGGGUAUGUAACUGCUGACAGCUUACACUGCUACUGUCGACAAUUUUACCAACGUCUGUUUGCCACACGAGAUUUAAAAAAAGCUAUCGCUUGUAAAUUCCUUUUGUAAAAUUCGACAAGUUGAUGAUCACAAACUUAAUUGCAAUACAUGGUACAGUCCUAAUAGAGACCUUUAGAUUCGAGGACGAGAACGACUACGAGUACGGGAUUUGAUUUAAAGUUUUUUCCUGUAUUGUCAAAAAUAGACACCCCGGAAUUCUUCAUUGUACCUUUUUUCACCAGAAAAUUUAGCACUGUUAUCGUUAUUGAAGGAGGUUAAGACCUCUCCCGAUUGCAAAAUGCUAAAACUUUGAGAAAAUCUCGUACUCGUAGUCGUUCUCGUCAUUAGAAUUUAAAGCUCUCUAUUGCAAGUUUGUUACAGAGCCUGCCAACAUUUGUCUAAAUAGCUGAUUGGGUGAUACUAACUACAAAAUAGUUAUAAAACAGUGUCAUGAAUGCCUUUGAAGAAAUAGACGUUUCGGGUGUAUAACCCCACUUCAGUGUUCAGAAAACCGUUAUAACGGUGUAACAAAAACGGUUUUCUGAACACUAUAGGAGAGUUAUACACCUGAAACGUCUGUAUCUUCAAAGACGUUCAUUACACUGGUUGAUAAUUUGUUGCAAAUAUCAUUCUAUCAGCUAUCGAACCGCAAGUGUCAUGCAUCCGUAACGGUUUUUCCGUUCACCAUUCAUUUACUUAAAAAGUUUGUGAUAGAAGUCAUGUGAGUUACCUAGUCUUGGGUCAGAGUCGGAAUGUAUAAAGUUGAUUAUUACUUUAUGUACAUGGAUAAGUAAGUCUAUACUUCCAUGGUUAUUAACCUUCAAUUGCGUCUUCGAUAGACACUCUCAUUUGUGAGAAAAGGAGAACAGGUUCAUACGUUUUCAAUCGUCGACCGUUUGAUCCCAAAACAUCCGAAGAUAAACCUGAUGUACAUCAGUCUAGUGAUGUCUGGACAGAAAUUUUUAACCAGUAAUAAUUGUUAUUUAGGCUUUGAUUUUUUGUGGGCCGUGUGGGUGUUUUUUGUUUUUAUUUUUCGCAAUAACUCUAGUGUUCAAUUUUCGACAGAUAAACAGGUCAAAGCGGAUUUGAGACUAACUAAUGAACAAUGGAGUUCUUCACUUUCUGAUGAAAAGUCGCAAGAAUUUAUAUCCCUGACUGGCAGAAUAAAAAAUGUGGUGCGUAUGUAUAUAUACUUUUAAUGUGUUUGUUCAGUUAUUGUGCCGUGUACUUAUUAGGUAUAUAACUCAUUUUUAUGAAUACUCAUCAUAUUUGUUUUGUCUCGUUUCAGCAGAAUGGUGCCGUUGUUGUUGUCAUAAUGUUUUAUUUUUAAAUAUGUUUACUAAUCAUUUCAAUGCUAAAUCAUUUUGUAGGUGAGAGAAAUUUAUUCCAAAAAUCCUGCCUUUAUUGGUUUCAAGGAUAUUUCAUUCAGGUGAAAUAUAAUACUAAAGUUACUUGUGUAUCAUCGUCGCGGUUCAAAUUUUCCCUCCUCAACUUCAGGUUAUCUUAGUGAUCAGCAGUCAGUCCGUAAGAGACUGGUCUGACUUCAAAACAUUGGUGUAAUACAAGUGAGUUGAUAGGCUUUACAACCCCUGCAGAGUGACAUUUAGUACGUUUCAGGAAUACACAAAUGGAAGUAGCGAACAGGAAAGUAAAAUGAUCAUGCCAGCACGCUCAGUCUUACCAAGACCCAUGGACACUAAACCUAGAGUUAACUAAAAACUUUAAAUUUACAAUUUAGACUUAGAGGGUGGAUUUCCAUUGUCGCGUAUUUUUUUUUCCUUUUUUUUUUUUUUUUUUUUUCUUACGUGCGUAAAAUUUACAUUCGCAAGUAAAAGAGAUGAAACCUUAAAAGAUCGCGGAAAAGUGAAGUUGAACCUCGGCCACCUUCACGUUUAAGCGCUACACUUCAUUCCUUGUCUCUAUUUUUAUUUAUGCGUGCAAAUUUACGUGCGUGUACACGCACGUGAAAAUUAGGACAGUGGAAAUCCACCCCAACCCGAAAGCCACACCUAGAGUUGGUCGCUCUCUUUCUUACUCCCUUUAAUCGACCCCCGAAAAGACGGACAUCUCUCUGAGAGGGACACAUUGUGCCUGUCCUUCAGUUGUCCUUCUUAGAGAAAGUUGACUAUAGAUAUGUUUUACAGGAAAGGAAGUAUUAUCUGUGCGAUGGUCCUAAACUUCGCUGCUGAACCUGCCAGCAAAAACUCUGAAUUGCUGGAAGAUUUGCAAGAGAGAGUAUCUUCUGGUAAAGUGGGACAGUUCAGUGUCGAUGCUUCUCAUGGUCUUAACGUGGAGCCAGAAGUUGGUGAGAUAUUAUUUACAAUCGUUUCUUACAUAAUUUUCAACUUGUUAGAUUUUCACGUGCGUUGUUCCACAGCUAUAACCUUAAUAAAGAAAACUGUUUUAAAAACUAAUCAAGACUACAAAAUUCAUACGAUGCAAACGUGUGUAACUUUUCUUACUUCCCUCAACUGUGUAACCAACUUACCUGUUUAUAAUAUCAACGUCUUUCCAUAACGUAAGCGUUCGCCCGUUGUCACGUGCCUGAGUUACUUAAAAAUCGUAAUGGUUAUCAAAAUUCUGUGUGUUGAUUAACCAAGAUAACAGGAUAAGAAAAGGUGAUGGAAUUUUAAUUUCUUUCAGCGGCGAUGAUCUGUUCAGUGCUGCCAUUACUUUUCUAUCACGCAGCUUCCAUACAUCUCUUGCGUCCUUUUUCACCAUAACAUUUCAAAACCUCAUUUGAGUUUUCUGCAAAGCUUGGCUCUAUUCCAUUGCUGAUUAUACAUGUACUGUUAAAAAGAUUUUGAACGCACUACAAUCCAUUGGUAGUACUUCUAAAAUUCACAUUUGACCAAGCACUGAUCAUUUUGUUUGCGCAUACAUUGGUUUCAGAAGUAACAACCAUCCAACCGGUUUUUAGUACUGUUCAGGUGACCACUGGUAGUCUGACCCCAACCAGGAAAGGUAAUUCCCAUUUAAAGUUGCGCAUGAGUUAUGGAAGUUGCGUGUUUGUUUGUUUGUUUGUUGUUAUCAUUACAUCAAGACACUAGCCGUGAAAAAAGGCAAUCAAACCGUUUAUUGUUAUAAACAGCUCACAUUUUCAAGAAAAAUUUGAUUGAUUGAAGAUUUUCUCAAGGUUUGUACUGUGUUGGAAACUAGUGAAAUUUCCUUCAAAGUGACACUUUCGCGUCAAUUAUUAAACGAUUCAGAUUCAGUGCCCUGGCUAGCACUAGUACCUGAUUGCCUCCUUUGAUUACCCGAUGUGUAAAUGUUUGUUCCAUUUCGCCGUUGAGACGCUAUUGGAGUAGAACAGGAGGUUAUGGAUAUGCAAAGCAGACUAGUGACUAGCAACUAACUAUAGGAAGUCACUGUAGGUAGCCACUGUUGUACCUGAUCACAAGGUCUCCACCUUGUAUUUGGGGCACCGUGGUCGAAUUCUGGCGUGAGUAGUGAAAAAAUGGUGUGCCACAGGUUUAUCAGUUUUUAAAACUGUCAAGUGUAACCCUCGUAACCCUUCCUUAAUGAAUAAAAUUAGUUAUGAGAAACAGAACUCAUGCACCAUGAUCGAUUGAGAGAGCAACUGCAUUUCCAUUUACUGUCGCUCGCUGACUGAUCGUAGGGUUACAAAAAGAAAUUGUCAGGUCCAGAGAGUUUGUUAGACGAGUCUGUCUCUUUAUAAAAACUAUGUUGUGUUUACUGUAUUACUUUUUUGCAGACCCAACCCCCGCCCCGGAUAAACAAGGUGGGUGUCUCUACUAAAUUUUUUGAUUUAAACCGACUUUAUGGAUUCAUAUUGACGAUGCUGGAAAGAAAGUGUGUUUCUAAAGUCUGAAAUAGUCGUGCUGCCAGUUACAGCUGUAAACUUAAAAAAAAAAAACAGACGUUUUAGCGGAGCAGAGACGAUAAACAAAUGUAGUAAAAAGGGUGAUUUGCCUACAGAGUUGCCUAAACUUCUAGUCUGUUCCAGGAAAAACAGCGAGGGAGGGGUGGGUUAGGAACUCUCUCUUUCCCUUUCGUUCCUUCGCGCCCCAUUCCACUAUCUGAACUCCUGAAAUAGGCUGUGUACUACUUUAUUUUUUCACUUUGAGAACCCUUUUGUAAAGCAAAAAAAUUGGCAGAAAAUUGCAUGCUGCCUGUGAAUAGGCCGUCUGAUGUAGGGAAAGGGCAGAAAAAUAACAAAAAUACAGCUGAAGAGGCAGGCAAUGGGAAGGCCCAAUAAAAUAAAAGAACAUUUUCCUUCUGUUCACUUGCCUUGCUCGUCUGUCUUUACGUCAACCUGAAAGAGUUUGUCUUUUUAAAGUAGCAUUUCCGGAAAAACGGGUUAAUUCGUGUCCACUUUCCAACAUUCGUUGCCCCUUAUUGUGUAGAACAAUGUGUGUUUAUAGUAAAUACUCAGUUGGACAAUAACAUAGCACAACAGCAGUAAGGUAGGUCCAGUUGUCGUCACGGGACCAGUAACAGAACACAUUUUUUUCCAAAAUAGAAAACAGAGACAAUGGUUUGUUUGCCGUAGCUGUGGUGACCGCCAUCUUACUAAGUCUUAUUCUUGGAUUUGCGCUUGGAGUAAAGUUUCAUGGUCAGGUUAUGAGUCACUGUAAAGGGUCCUCUGAAGAUCCAGAGUCAUGUGACGGACCAAGCAACAAAAAAGUUGAGGGGGUUAAGUAUAUCAGAUCACCACCCAGAGAUGAAAAAAGUAAAAGUGAACCAAAUACCACGAAAAGUCUGCUUAACAAGGAACGAGAUGAAACGGGUGAGGCCGAAGGUAGCGAUAGUGAUAGUUCCACCGCUGGUAAGAUUGGAAAUGAAGAUGACGGAAAUAGUACAUUUUCAAGAUCUCCUGCUAGAUCAAUAUCACCAACUGUGUCCACUACUAGAAAUGACAAGAAACCGCCAUUAAGAAACGGAAAGAUGUCUGUAUGCUAG
Molecule: messenger RNA, 31306 nt
Organism: Porites evermanni
Lineage: Eukaryota; Metazoa; Cnidaria; Anthozoa; Scleractinia; Poritidae
Source: the annotation of a GenBank genome assembly